Phalaenopsis equestris is the source of this 1726-nucleotide messenger RNA. RefSeq names its product organic cation/carnitine transporter 7-like. Gene Ontology annotation, cellular component: membrane. Gene Ontology annotation, biological process: transmembrane transport. Gene Ontology annotation, molecular function: transmembrane transporter activity. The record is from RefSeq and is a predicted model, not a curated record. NCBI's taxonomy places the organism in Eukaryota, Viridiplantae, Streptophyta, Magnoliopsida, Asparagales, Orchidaceae.
GAAGAAGGAAGCGCACGCAAGCUACUUAGAAAGCUCAUAAUAAGGCUUACGUGAAAGAAACACAUAACGCAAAAAGCUUGUAAAUUUCCAAUCGGGUUUUUCAGCGUUUUGGUUUUCUGCAUCAAAUUCGAAUUUUUGAAGCUCUUGCAGAAGCCUCACCGAUGGGAAAUGAGAGGAAUAUGUAUACGGUGGAGGAAGCGCUGGUUUCAGUUGGAUUUGGGAAGUUCCAAUUCUUUGUGUUUCUGUAUUCUGGGAUUGGUUAUGCUGCAGAGGCAAUGGAGCUUAUGAUUCUUUCAUUUAUUGGCUCUCCAAUUCAAUCCGAAUGGAAACUUUCUCCUCGCCAAGAGAGUUUAAUCUCUAGUGUCGUUUUUGCUGGCAUGCUUUUGGGGCAAUAUUCUUGGGGAGUCAUUUCAGACAAUUAUGGAAGAAGAAAAGGUUUCAUCUUUACUGCGCUGGUUACCAGCGGAGCUGGUUUUCUCAGCGCUUUCUCCCCCAACUACAAUACUUUCAUCAUCCUUCGGUUUUUAGUUGGAAUUGGGUUGGGGGGCGGACCGGUGCUUUUCUCCUGGUUUUUAGAGUUUGUUCCUGCCACCAACAGAGGUAUAUGGAUGACUAUCUUUUCUUUCUGUUGGAGCUUGGGCACCAUUCUUGAGGCUUCACUUGCUUGGGUAGUCAUGCCUAACAUGGGUUGGAGGUGGCUCCUUGCACUGUCUUCUUUGCCAGUCCUCCUUCUCCUCUUGUUUUACAGCUUCACCCCUGAAUCACCAAGAUACCUUUGCACUAAAGGCAGAACAACUGAUGCCAUCAAAGUUCUAGAAAAAAUGGCUAGAACGAACAACAUGGCACUUCCUUAUGGUUCUCUUAUUUCUGACAUCAGAGGGGAGCUUGAUGGGGAAGAAAAUGUUCCUGAAACCUCACAUUUGAUUAUAGUUCAAAGGGAUCGAACUCCUGUUCUUCACAAUAUGAAAUCAAAGAUUGGAUUUUUUACCACACUGUCCAAUCUCUUGUCUCCAACAUUAGUCAGAUCAACUCUUCUCCUUUGGAUUGGUUUCUUCGGAAACAUAUUUGCAUAUUAUGGCAUUGUCUUGCUAACUUCAGCACUAAGUGAUGGAAAAAUGGCAUGUACUUCCCCAAAGCUUCAACUUAAUCACACAGAAGACGAGAAUCUUUACAAGGACGUGUUUAUCACUAGCUUCGCCGAGUUGCCCGGGCUUCUUUUGUUGGCUGUGAUGGUUGAUAGGUUUGGCCGGAAGAUUACAAUGAUAAUAAUGCUUUUCACAGCUUUCGUUUCCUUGAUCCCUCUGGCUUUUCUUCAUACUGAAGGGUUAACGACAACCCUUCUAUUUUGUACUCGAUUAUGCAUCACUGCAAGCUCGACAUGCCUGUGCAUAUAUGCUCCUGAGCUUUAUCCGACCUCUCUAAGGAGCAGCGGUUAUGGAACUGCGAGUGCUAUGGGAAGAAUUGGUGGAAUUAUUUCUCCUCUUGUGGCUGUAGCUUUGGUGGAUGACUGCCACCAGACUGAAGCUAUUCUUCUCUUUGAAUUUGUGAUCAGUCUAUCGGCCAUAGUUGUUGCUUUCUUCCCUGUCGAAACGAAGGGUCGCGGUCUCGAUGAUUCUUUGGAGAGUUUAAUCAGUUGAGAUGGUCUUUGUUCCAAACUUUUAUUCAUUGAUCAGUUGUUGUUGUAUUAUAUUGUUGUAGAGCAAUUUAAUUAAAUAAAUUCUAACAA